Messenger RNA from Bicyclus anynana (squinting bush brown), 1794 nucleotides. RefSeq names its product DDB1- and CUL4-associated factor 13. NCBI's taxonomy places the organism in Eukaryota, Metazoa, Arthropoda, Insecta, Lepidoptera, Nymphalidae. The transcript has 5 exons. Bases 111 to 1454 code for a protein of 447 amino acids. The record is from RefSeq and is a predicted model, not a curated record. Gene Ontology annotation, cellular component: small-subunit processome; nucleolus. Gene Ontology annotation, molecular function: protein binding. Gene Ontology annotation, biological process: maturation of SSU-rRNA from tricistronic rRNA transcript (SSU-rRNA, 5.8S rRNA, LSU-rRNA).
UGUCAAAACAAACAAACGUGCAUUAUAUUUUACAAUUUAAAUUUUUUUAUAUUGAGAAACAGAAAUAUAGAAAUUAGAAACAGUACAACCUUUGUAUACAAUAAUAAAAAAUGUCGAAUAUGAAAAUUAAAGUUAUAAGCAGGAAUCCAGAAGACUAUUUACGGGCUACAAAAAGGGAUAUUCAUAAACUACCUAGAAAUUAUGAUCCCAGUCUCCAUCCAUUGGAGGGGCCGCGAGAGUAUGUGAGAGCAAUGAACGCAGUGAAACUGGAGAGGGUAUUUGCAAAACCUUUUAUUGGUAACUUGGACGGUCAUUCCGACGGCGUAUCUAGUUUGGCUAAACAUCCAAACAGAUUGGCAGUGCUAGCAAGUGGCGCGUUUGAUGGGGAAAUUCGACUUUGGGACUUGGCUAGUCGAAAGUGUACUAGACAUUUUACAGCUCAUGAGGGUUGGGUGCGUUCGUUAUGUUUCACACCAGAUGGUCAGCAUUUUACAAGUGUUGGUGACGAUAAGACAAUUAAAACUUGGAAAUCUGUAACACGUGAUGAGGAGGAUUACGAACCCACUAACACAUUGUUGAGUAUGUCAGUAGUCUCUGGUAUCACACAUCAUAGGGAGAAGCCAAUAUUUGCCACCUGCGGAGAGCAAUGUCAGCUGUGGGAGAACACAAGGAGUGAACCAGUUAAAGUAUUUAAAUGGGGUGUAGACAGCCUUCAUCAUGUGGCUUUCAAUCAGGUAGAAACAAAUCUGCUAGCAUCAUGUGCAAGUGACAGGAGUAUCAUAUUAUAUGAUUUCCGUGAGUCUGGCCCUCUCCGGAAGGUGGUCAUGGAGUUGAGAUCAAAUGCUCUCUCAUGGAACCCAAUGGAGGCAUUUAUAUUUACUGUUGCAAAUGAAGAUUACAAUCUAUACAGUUUUGAUGUAAGAAAAUUAAAGCAACCAAUAAAUGUGCAUAUGGACCACACUUCUGCUGUCAUAGAUGUAGAUUACUCUCCCACUGGGAAAGAGUUUGUAGCAGGAAGUUAUGACAAAACAGUAAGAAUAUUUGAAGGUCUCAAGGGUCAUUCAAGAGAUGUAUACCACACAAAAAGAAUGCAAAGACUCACAUGUGUGAAAUGGUCUUUGGAUAAUAAAUAUAUACUCACUGGGUCUGAUGAAAUGAAUAUAAGAAUGUGGAAAGCAAGAGCCUCAGAAAAGCUUGGUAUUCUUAAACCACGUGAACGUACUGCACUGAAUUAUUCAGAGGCUUUGAAAGAGAAGUUCAGUAAUCAUCCACAAAUCAAAAGAAUAGCACGUCACAGGCACGUGCCCAAGCAUGUCAUGAACGCGCAAAAGGAGAUCAAGACCAUCAGAGAAAAGAACAAACGCAAGGAGGCAAACAGACGUGCACACAGCAAACCCGGUGCCGUGCCAUUUGUGGCCGAACGUAAAAGACAUGUGGUCAAGGAAGACGAAUGAAACAACGUUGUUGCCGUUCAAUAAAAGUAAACUUUAAUUUCACUGACAUUUUAUUAAUGAGAAUUCAUAUUCCAUCCAACAAAAAACAACUUAUUCAACAAUUUUUCUAUAACUAAAAAUGUCUAAAAUCAUCAAUCACAGUAAUAUCAACGUAAGGAUGCAAACAGAUGUGCAAAUAACAAUGCGAUCAGUGCAAUUUGUGGUCCAAAAAAAACAUGAGUAUAUUACUGCAGCGGCCGACAAUAGAGGCAUUGGUGGACGAAGGUGUGAAUGUGGGCUGAGGCGAAGCCGAGGCACACAUACCUAUAUAAGUGAAACAUUAUCUGUUCGAUAAAUAACA